Molecule: messenger RNA, 894 nt
Organism: Medicago truncatula (barrel medic)
Lineage: Eukaryota; Viridiplantae; Streptophyta; Magnoliopsida; Fabales; Fabaceae
Product: succinate dehydrogenase subunit 6, mitochondrial
Exons: 4
Coding region: 147-590 (147 amino acids)
Cellular component (GO): respiratory chain complex II (succinate dehydrogenase)
Source: RefSeq, a predicted model, not a curated record
AAUACUGACUUUCUUGAACAGAAAACGCAUCGUUUUGUCUUGAACACAAAUUGGUCAUUUCAGAAGCGCUCUCUCUUCGCUUUGCAUUCAAGUUCGUUCUCUCACCGUCUCACGUCGCUACUGAUCGAGUGAAACAAGUGAAGGUGAUGGCAAGUAACACACAAGAUUCGUCUUCCCAAUCAUUCUGGGAAGGCUACAAAGAGUUUUGGGGCGAGAGAUUUUCCUUUAUGAGCAAUUAUUCCAACUUCACCAAGCGUGAUAAGCCCCUCACUUCAUGGUCUAACUCUGAUGUUGAGGACUUUAUCGCUUCUGAUCCUGUUCUUGGACCCGUGCUUAAAACUGCCAGAGAAGCAGUGCAAUAUGGUCUCGCAGGAAGUGCUUUGGGAGCAUUAUUCACCGCAAGUUUUGCAUGGAAAUAUUCAAGGAGUUUACAUGGUGCUGGUCUGUCCUUUUUAGCUGGAGGUGUAUUUGGGUGGACAUAUGGACAUGAAAUCGCAAAUCAUGCACUUCAACUUUACAGGGUAGACACAUUGGCUUCUGAGGCUAAGUUUCUGGAGUGGUGGAAAAGGAAGACCGAAGGAGGGAACUGAAGCUGUUUGCGUCUGGAUAAUAAUGCUACAUUUGUUAUCGUUUCGAAAAUUAACAAUAUUUUCGUGUUACCAAUGCAAUUUAUGUUCGCUGAAUAAAUAUUCUGUUGUGACAUAGGUCAAAAUUUAGAACUAAUGCAUAAGCGCAAAUCAAACUGUGACUGCCAUUUUUUCUCCCUCUGUUGUGUUGUUUUCCUUUUUGUUCUAAAUAAAAUUAUGGAACCGUUGUAAAAUUUUGUUUGUUAUGGACCUUGUGUGACGAAGCACUUGGUUUGGAAAAAGUUUUAAUGUUAAUUUUUUUCCAUAU